Molecule: messenger RNA, 2008 nt
Organism: Rubroshorea leprosula
Lineage: Eukaryota; Viridiplantae; Streptophyta; Magnoliopsida; Malvales; Dipterocarpaceae
Source: the annotation of a GenBank genome assembly
AAAAUCACGAGCAACGAUCUUCUGAUUCCCAGGAUCUUCGAUACUCAAUCCCUCCACGAAAUUUGCAGCUUUGCUUACGGUAAUUGCAUCUGAUUAUCUGAACAUGGACGAAAAAGAAGAGUUUCUCAAUGAGUUCGGAGAGGAUUAUGGCUAUCCAAAUGGUCCGAAGAGCAUCGACGAAAUACGAGCUACUGAAUUCAAGCGAUUGGAUGAGAACGGUACUGUUUACUUGGAUCAUGCUGGAGCGACUCUUUACUCCGAGUUGCAGAUGGAAGCGAUCUUCAAAGAUCUCACUGGCUGUGUUUAUGGAAAUCCACAUAGCCAAAGUGAAUCUAGUUCAGCCACUUCUGACAUCAUAAGGGAAGCACGCCAACAGGUCCUUGAUUACUGCAAUGCUUCUCCGAAAGAUUAUAAAUGCAUAUUCACUUCUGGGGCAACAGCAGCAUUGAAGCUGGUUGGGGAAAACUUUCCAUGGAGUUGUCAGAGCAGCUAUAUGUACACGAUGGAAAAUCACAAUAGUGUACUUGGGAUCAGAGAAUAUGCACUUGAUAAAGGAGCAGCAGCCUUUGCUGUAGACGUUAUAGAGGGUUUUCUUGAUGAAGUAUCCAGCAGCCCCGUGGCUGUGACCUCUCUGAAGGUAUCACAGCAUCCAGUCCAGAGAAGAAGUGAAGUCAGAUUUCUAGAAAGGGAGCUUACGGGUGGUGUGCAUAAUCUAUUUGCAUUCCCCUCGGAGUGCAAUUUCUCAGGAUUGAGAUUUAAUCUUGACCUGGUGAAGAUUGUCAAAGAAAAUGCUGAAAGAAUUCUGGAAGGCUCUCCUUUGUCUAAGGGCCAUUGGAUGGUCCUAAUUGAUGCUGCAAAAGGAUCUGCAACACAACCACCGGAUUUGUCACUUUAUCCUGCAGAUUUUGUGGUACUCUCGUUUUAUAAGCUAUUUGGAUAUCCAACUGGUCUUGGUGCUCUUGUUCUCCGGAAUGAUGCGGCCAAGUUACUGAAAAAGGCUUAUUUCAGUGGAGGUACAGUUGCUGCCUCAAUUGCCGAUAUUGACUUUGUUAAAAGAAGAAAAGGUGUGGAGCUUUUUGAGGAUGGUACGAGUUCAUUCCUGAGCAUUGCAUCUAUCCGUCAUGGAUUCAAAAUACUCAAUUCCCUAACUGCAUCUGCGAUCUUCCGGCAUACAGCAUCACUUGCAAUAUAUGUGAAGAAAAAGCUCUUACUUUUGAGGCAUGCAAAUGGAGCCAGUGUCUGCACAGUUUAUGGAAGCCAAACUUUGAAGGUUUCUAGUCAUGAAUCUGGUCCCAUAGUCUCUUUCAACCUGAAAAGACCUGAUGGUUCUUGGUUUGGAUACCGGGAGGUUGAAAAAUUGGCAUCCCUAUCUGGAAUUCAGCUACGGGAUGCUUUUGUAAUCCUGGUGCAUGCGCAAAAUAUCUUGGCUUGUCCCAUUCAGAUCUUCUUUCAAAUAUAGAGGCUGGGCAUAUUUGCUGGGAUGACAACGAUAUACUGCAUGGAAAACCAACUGGAGCUGUUAGAGUAUCAUUUGGUUACAUGUCCACAUAUGAGGAUGCCAAGAAUUUUAUGGAUUUUGUAAGACGCUCCUUUGUAUCAAUUCCAAGUGGGCAUGGAAAUGGGUAUCCGUUGGCAGCCAGGUCCAUUCCUUUUCACUGUGAAGGCAUUGAAAGGCAUGUAGCAAGUUCUAGUUACUACCUCAAGUCCAUCAUCAUCUACCCAAUAAAAUCAUGUGGAGGAUUCAGUGUGGAAAGCUGGCCUCUAAGCAGUACAGGUUUCAAACAUGAUCGAGAGUGGCUUCUCAAAAGCCUGACUGGUGAAAUUCUUACACAGAAGAAGGUUCUUGAAAUGUCCCUUAUCAGUACCUUUAUUGACCUCAAUAAGGAAAUAAUGUUUGUGAAGUCACCACACUGCAAAACAAAGUUGCUGAUCAAACUAAACUCAAAUUCCAAUCAAUACAGGAGUAACGGAACAGAAGAAAUUUAUUUACAUGGUCAAAGGUCUGAUA